AGGGAAGGCAUGACACUGCCAUUUGUCUUGUGGCCUUGGCAGUGAACACACGUACGACUUAUCUUCUUGUGGCUUCACAAGUGAGCAUCGAGGUGCUAGCAGUCCAGCAGCUUCCAGCAACGAAGAGUUUACACACACUCUUCACUGUUCACACACACAACCUUCACCACCUCCCUAGGAAGCUGGCAACGCUCCCAACUUUAUAAAAAAAAAAACUUCUGCGACACUGAGAGCGCCCUAAACGACAUUCCUGAAUUUCUGAGACCGCUUUAAGAGUUUCACAAGACGCCCUGAAAACGCUGGGAGCACCCUAAGAGCUCCACAAAACGCUCUAAGAAUGCUGAGCGGUAUAAGACUUUCACAAGACGCUGCUGAGUGCUGAAAGCCCCCUAAAACAUUGCGAAUUCUUGAAAAAAGUUUAAAUAAAACCCCAGAAUAUGCUGAGAGCUCCUUAAGAAUUUACAAAACACCCUGAGAUUACGCCAAGAUUAACCAAAACGCAGUGAGAACACUAAGAACGCGGCACAAGGAAGGAAGGUCAAGAUGAGGGCAACAACGGCAAUGAUGAUGACAGUGUGUCUGACAGCCGUGGCAAGAUCAUCACCUCAACCCAUUGGCGAGUGUCAGACGAAGGGACAGGUCCUGGCAGACAGCGACUCGUGCUCUCGUUUCCACGUCUGCCGCAUCCUGGAAGACGGACAUUUCACCACAGACAUCGCCGUCUGCCCCAACAAGAUGCUCUUCGACAUGGUCACUCUCACUUGUAUCAACCAGGAUCACGGCUACGUGCAAGACCCCUCCAGCUGCACCAAGUUCUUCGGGUGUCAGCCACCAGCGCAGGGUGGUGGAGAUCUUGUGAGGCGGCGCUACUCAUGCACUGGUCAACUCCGCUUCCACCCCGUGAAGAGGUACUGCACUUACAAGACUGACGUACCUGACAACCUGUGUAAUAACACUAAGUCUGAGCAGCAGAUCAUCGGCCAGAGACACUCCCAGACAGCUACCCCCGCCAUCACCAAGCCUACAACCACUACCACCACAGCCAAGCCCAAGACCACUAACACUACUGCCAAGCCCACAACAUCAACAACCCCAGCUGCCAAGCCCACUCCUGGCAAGCAGAGAACCACAAGAGCUACCUCUCCCACUACCACCACAACCACUACCAAGCCCACAACUACUACAAAACCUAUCACAACUACUGCUACUAGUUCUAUCACCACCACCACCACCACCACUCCAACCACCACCACCACCACUCCAACCAUCACCACCACCACCUCCUCCCCCAGCACAGCGGUGGAGGCUGGUGCAGGAAAACCAGCUCCAGGAAUCAUAACCAAAAACACUAACGUGCGCCCCAUCACUGACAUCACAGACAUCGAGAGAAUCACCCAGGUCAUCAAAGGCCAACUGCUGAGCCGGAACCAGAUCAGCAGGAAGGAGGCGGCGGCAGCCACAAGUGUUCUCCAAUAACAAUAAAUGACUCCAACUUUUCUUAGGUGCUCCUGAAGGAGGACCUUGAAGACGCUGCCUGUUCUUUUCAUCUCUUUUUUUUCUCCAACUUUUCCAUAUUAUUUCGUUCAUAACUAGAGAACGCCUCAUAUAAUCGGAUUCAAAUUUUCAUCAUUUGUGUACGGUAAGGAGGAUCAAAUUCUUGGAACAAUUGGCAUGGUCAUGUUCCUCAUGACCAAAGUUGUUGAACCCAUUCCCGGCAUCCUGGAAUGGGAUAGAUACCUUCCAAAACCCUCAGUAGUGUAGAUUCAAACGUUCAAAAAAGUGCCAAAAAAAUUCGACGACGUCGGAGAGUAACAUUCAUGUGCACAGGCAGAUUAACCAUUUUAUGUGUAAAACAGUGUGAAAUUUUUAUUCCCGUUAUAUUUAUUUAAUGGAUGAUGCAUCCCAGGGCCAGGAUAAUAGCCAUUAAGUCUGGUGUGUGUACAGGUACAUUUGUGAUGUAAAAUAUAAAAAAAAUGGACAAGUUGGACUGUGCCAAAACAGGAAAUGACUCAUUUAAUCAGCUUGCCAAUUUGCACCACUGGUACGAUUUAAUGAACAAAAGGUUCAUGCUGCCAUUGGGUGAAGUGUAGUGAAUAAAUGCUAUUCAUUUCUUAUUCAAAACUAAAGAAUGCUCAUUCUGACUUGCCUUAAAUUAUUACUGGCGAUGCAGUCUUUAAGAAGAAUGAUACUACAUUAGUUUCGUUGAAGUAGGUGCAAAUUUGAAAUUUUACUGAAAUAAUAAAAACCUGGAAUCACUGGAGUCAGAACAAUUACUAGAGAAUGCCUUUCUUGGCUGGCUUUAAACUUUUACCAUUAGUGGGUUUUAUUACAACACAGAUUAUCACUCUCUGAGUUGUGUAAAUUUCAAUUUGCCAAAUUUAUUAAGCAAAUUGCUUUCCAUGUAAUAACUAAUUAAUGCCUCUUCUGAUCAGCUUCAAACCCUAAAUGCUGAUGUAUCUUAAUAGUAGGUAUUUUUUUUAUUAAGUUUGGGCUGUGUAGAUGGUAAUUUGAUAUAUUUAGGAUAAUUUUAUCAAACUAAAUUUAAAAAAAAAAAGUUAAAAUAAAGUAUUUUUUCUUAUAGCUUGGUGGAGAAUUUUAAGUUAAAUGUAAAUGAAAAAAGUAAACUAAUCUUUUUAACAUUAACGAGAGAAAUUUUCUUACUUUUCGUAACAUUCUCAAACAUUUGUUUGCUUCUUACUAAUUUUUGUUUAUUACUCGAGAAAGCCUUAUUCGACCAGCUUCAAAUUUUCAACGUUGGUAUAACUGGAUAUUGGUCUCUUUGAAAAGUUUGAAUUAGAUUUGGACCAUGUUUGUCCGAAUUUACAAUUUUUACUGAAGAAAUUUGAAUAUAAAUUUUAUAUGAUGACUUAUGAAUGACUCUACUGAUUCCAAUCAGAUCCUCUGCACUAACAUUUAACUUCAUUAUCAAUUUCUGCCGCAUUCUACACUGUCCCAAUCGUGAGUAUUGAAGCACAAGACACUGGAAUUAUGAAAUAUAGUAUACGAAGAUACAUUUCUUGGAUCGGGCAGCUACCUAAAUAUUUCUAGUUUUAA
Messenger RNA from Cherax quadricarinatus, 3054 nucleotides. RefSeq lists its product as uncharacterized. Gene Ontology annotation, cellular component: extracellular region. Gene Ontology annotation, molecular function: chitin binding. The record is from RefSeq and is a predicted model, not a curated record. NCBI's taxonomy places the organism in Eukaryota, Metazoa, Arthropoda, Malacostraca, Decapoda, Parastacidae.